AUGUGUGUAGUUCAGUUACAGAAACUACAUCUUUAUUCAUCUAAGUUAUAAUUCUAUUUAAUAUUUGCUUGCAAAAGUGAAAAGUUUGAUUUACGGAUCUUCCAUUUCGCCAUUGAAAUGCUUCCCUCUCUAAAAUUUGCCAAAUAACACAAACAUGUGAAAUUCAAAACUGGGAGCAAAACUUAAAUAAGCUGGUGUAUUUAAUAGCAAAAACAGUAACUUCAUUUAAACACACUACAAAAGGAGAUUAUUGCCAAUUUUAAAAAAUUUCAAUCAAAUUUUUGAGUAUCAAAUUAGUUUCAUUUGGUUAAUCGGAAAUUUGUCAUUUUUUUUUAAAUAAUUUAAAUUCAGAAAAAAGGUGCAGAUAUCAUUAUAAUAGGCUCCUAAACAGUCUAAAAUUUCUUCAAAUAUCUAAGUUUAUGUAUAGUAUUUAUAUUAUUUAUUUCAUAUCACUUAUAUAAUUUUCGUAGAAUUCAUUAGAAGUAAUUUGGGAACAACUUGUCAAAAAAGACCAUUUGUAUCACGUGAAUGAUGGGUACUAAACCAAAUAUAAUCUACUGUUUCGCUAGCUACGGCGAUACGGAUGAGUAAUGCUGAUUAAAAUGCAAUACUUGCAAUCGAAUUACUCAUAAAAGCGCUUUUUUGGUCUAUUUUUAAUAUUAGGCAGAACAGUCUGAAUGAUUGAUGAAUAUGAUACGAUUAAGGUAGGAACAAAAAGCACCAGACACUAAUUCUUAAUUUGUGACGCUUUGACGAAUGGCUCGACGGUUGGUUUGAAAUGAUGUUCUAGUAGAGCGGAAACACGGGGAUGACCUUCAAUAAAUCUGAGCAUAAAUUAACAAACAGGCAAACUAUUCCCCCCAAAGUUAAACGAACUUGUCCUUGAUGAGACUCACCUUGCUGCGAUACCCUCGUUACAACAGUCCAGUUUCAGCGACUGGUAUCGCUGUAUCGAACUCCAGCGCGACAUUUACAUACACCACCGCCAUGCUUUCCAGUCUCACCCAUCCACUGUGUCGAUGGCGUCAGCAUCCAAGUUCACGACUGCCUAUAAACGCAACGUCAUGGCCGAAAGUUUUGAAGGAAAGUCAUCCCAUGUAUCAGCGAACCAAGCGGCCGUGCCUUCGUACGCGACGGACAUAACGCAUCGUUAUCCGACGUUUCGUGACGAACCGUUCAAGACCGUGCACAAUUGGCUGGACGGCAAGAGAUACGACGAUGGUGCCGAGGGCCUGUGGCGAAUAAAUGACGAUCUGUACGAUCUUGAAGAUUUUGCACAUACGCAUCCAGGAGGCGCUGAGUGGAUCCAACUAACCAAGGGUACGGAUAUUACAGAGGCGUUCGAAACGCAUCACAUCAGCCGACGGGCAGAGCUAAUGCUACCGAAGUUCUACGUCCGGCGGGCCACACAACCACGCAACUGUAGGCUAACGUUUCACGAGCAUGGAUUCUAUCGAACGCUCAAGCAGCGUAUCAGGGAACAGUUGGGCCGCGUGAAUCCUGCACCAAAAGUACGCUCGCGCCAGAUAGUGGAUGGACUGAUAGUGUGCGUGAUGCUGACCGCCUACCUAGCCGUCAGGCUAGAAAGUUUCGCCAUUGGAAUAGUUUGUGCCAUCUGCGUAAACGCAACCGUAAUUGCGGCGCACAAUUUUCUACACCAGCGAGAUAACUGGCGCAUGUACGCGUUUAACAUAGCGUUUCUUAGCUAUCGGGAGUGGCGUGUAUCGCACGCCAUUUCUCACCAUCUGUUCCCGAAUUCAGUGCUCGAUAUGGAAAUUUCGUCGUUCGAGCCCUUCCUGUGCUAUCUACCGUGGGCGGAUCUUAAGAACAGCUUCCAGCGGUACGGUUCCUGGUUCUAUGGGCCGUUUAUAUACGGCUCGAUCUUUCUGAGCGAGUACCUCAAGCGGUUGAUGGAUAGCUUCAGCCAAGGGAAGAACCGGUUUCAUCUGGACGAUCUAAUUCCUUUCCUGCUGCCCGCCUUUAUGUACGCUACCAAUCCGGAACGCAUCGGCGUAAUUUUCCAACUGUGGCUGUUUGUGGUGUUGAUGGCUAGCUUCUUCUUUGGGCUUAUUGGACUGAGCGCUGGCCAUCAUCAUCCGAAAGCACUGCAUUCCGGUGAUUUAUUUCCUAAUGACAUGGAUUUUGGACUCUAUCAGAUGGCUACGAUUGUAGAGCGAAGAGGUGUGGAGGGAUCGUUGUUGAAAGUGUUAACCACCUUUGGUGAUCACUAUUUGCAUCAUCUCUUUCCGACACUCGAUCAUGCGAUCUUGCCACAGCUGAACGAUGUGUUUCUGGCUACGUGUGAAGAGUUUGGUGCCGGCAAACGGCUCAGUUCUUGGUUUUCGCAGUAUAUUGCACAAAAUUUACAACUUGCUCGUGUGCAGCCCAAACAAUAUCAGCCAGAAAUGAUGGCUAAUAGGGGAAAGACUAAACAUAAUCAGCGUGCAUAGUAUAUAAUGCUGAACCCAGUGAUCGUAAAGCGUUACUGUGCUACUGUAUGUUGAAACAGCUGCUGACUGAACAGCAUAGUUGUUUUUAAAACAGACAGGGAACAGUGCAGAAAGGAAUAAGAAUGCAUAUUACUUCAUCAUUACACUAUUAACUUGGGUUACUCCAAAGGAAAGGUUGUAAACUAUGCAUAUGCGGAAUGAAUCAUAGCUGUAACGUUUUUAGUCCCAAAACGACUCAACUAAUUUUGCUGCUUAUUAUUUGCUACCGGAAAUACGGGUAAAUAGAAUAUCCCAUUGAAGAGUGUAAAAUAAAGUGAUAACUUACAAA
This is a messenger RNA of Anopheles merus, 2778 nucleotides long. Its product is annotated as cytochrome b5-related protein-like. Lineage: Eukaryota; Metazoa; Arthropoda; Insecta; Diptera; Culicidae. Gene Ontology annotation, cellular component: mitochondrion. The record is from RefSeq and is a predicted model, not a curated record. The transcript has 5 exons. Bases 1020 to 2450 code for a protein of 476 amino acids. Gene Ontology annotation, biological process: lipid metabolic process.